AUGGAGCAUAGGCACCAAGAGGUCAACACCUUCGCCACCACCCUCGUCAUCCGCCUCGUAUCGUCGCCCGCUCGCGACUCUUCUGGAAGCUCUACCAGUAGCGCAUCCGAAAGGGGCGGUGCUAUCCACAGGGGCCUAGCUUGGCACCCACAUGUCUGUGCGAUGCGGGAUUCGUGCGCUUUGGAGACAUUGACUGUGUUGCUCAAGGUAGGGGCCACCAUUGAAGUCAAUAGAAUGAACCGGAGUUACUCAAGCAGCCAGCCGGUUCUCCCGCCAGCAUCUGUGCUCACCAAGGGGACGCAGCGGGAGACGAGGGGGAACUUCACCACAGCUCCGGUGACUCUGUUUGUGUACGAGGCAGGGCAGGGACUGUCGGGGUGUGGACUGCAGCUCGCCUUCCAUGCCAACUUCACCUUCUCCCUCUCGCCUCAAUCUGGCCGUGUGGGCUUCAACGGCUUUGCCUUUGUUGUCUCGGCUACCGACCGGGUGGGGAGAGGCACCGGUGUGGGGUAUGGUGGAAUGGACAAGCGGAGUGUGGUGGUUGAGUUUGACACUCGGCAGGACAAGCAGCACGGCGACAUGCGCAGCCAGCAUGUGGGGCUGAACAUUCAAGGCGAGGACAAGUCGCUAGCCGCUGUGCCGUCACCAUUCCCUCUAAGCAGCAAGAAGGCAUACACGGCAUGGGUGAACUAUGAGCCGGGGGAUCCUGGCACCAUCCAGGUCUUCCUGGCUGACUCAAAGGAGAAGCCGCGGGAGGCAGUGCUGGAGAGGAGGCUGGCGCUGUGUGAGGUGCUGGAAGGUGGGUCGGAGCAGCACUCUUUCUUCUUUGGCUUCGUGGCCUCCACCACUGUGAAGUCGUUUCAGAAGCAUGCCAUUCUUGAAUCUACAGUGGACACUCGUGCAGCUAGAUGUUUCCCCCGCCCUGCGGCGCGAUGUUUCCCUCGGUCUUAUGCUGGCGACGGAGGCAAGUGCGGGAGACGCGGGAAAGGCGCCACGGACUUGCAGACCCAGUCGUUUCGCAAGCACGCGGGCACGGCGAAGCACAAGCUGGCGAUGGCGAGGCAAACAGCUCUGCAGGAGUGCGGAGCGAGGCAGCCGCAGAUCGACCAACAUCGCGCCACCAUGGACGGAGAGCAGUCGCGCGUCGUCGCCCUACUCGACUCCCUGCUGUUCAUCAGCAGGUCCGAUGCGCCGAUGGGGAUGUGGGUGAAGCUCGUGCGUUACCUGGCGGAGAAGGGCGUGCCUGGCUUCCCGAAGAAGGGGUACGGCACCUACUACACUACGUGA
This is a messenger RNA of Closterium sp. Naga37s-1, 1287 nucleotides long. Lineage: Eukaryota; Viridiplantae; Streptophyta; Zygnematophyceae; Desmidiales; Closteriaceae. The record is from the annotation of a GenBank genome assembly.